UUAUUGGAUGCGAAGACAGUUCAGAUUAGCUGGGUUAUAGUUGUGGUGAUGACGUCUGUUCUUGUCCCUCUCUGGUGCAAGCGAACUACUAUUUGUGUCUCAUCGCCCUCCUCCCACUCGAUGCUGCUAACUCGACGCUACUAUUCCACCACCAGUCGACGGCCGCUCGCGUUCUCCGAUACAACUGCGAAGCGGCCUCAACGCGAAUAUAUAUCGCCGGUUAAUCAAAACAUGACUAUUAUUUUAAAUCAUAACUUAUAAUAUUACCGAAAAAACGUACAAAUACUUAAUAAAUAGUUAUUAAUUAAAAAAACCGAAAUUGUUCUGAAUGUAUUUUAUAAAUUGUAGUCGAAUAAGAUUCACACAAAAGUUUUAUUUGGUGUUAAAGUGUACAAGUAAUUAAUGUUUACGUUAGUUUCCCACUAACACAGUGAUACGUAUGAAUUAAUUGCAGCCACAAAGUUAAAUGAAGCAAGAUAUAAUCCGUAUUAGCGGAGGAUUUGAUGCCGCCAGCGAAUAAGGCUUGAUCCCCCAAUCGCACAAUCACAAUACCAAAUGGAGAACAAAAAGCAGAUGCCCGCUACGCAGCAGCCGCUGAUGCAGCAGCACUUAAUGGCGCAACACGUGCAUCCCGAUCAAAUCUACAACCAGCAUCACCCUCCUAUCGCGACCCAUCUGUCUUCCCCGCAACCUGGUCAGCUCCCACCAAAUGGCGUCAUGCACCAGCUCCUGCAAAGCCAAUAUCACUCCAACAUAGAUGCUCGUUCGCCUCUUCUUGAAAACAGACACGAGUUGUACGGAACUGGUUACAAUCAGGAUUAUGGUAGGCAAUAUGGAGUUAAUGAUAAUUACAAUUACCCACAAUCACCUCCUAGGUUAGAACGAACAGAAUUACACACUGACCAUAAUGUAAAUAACGAAAUACUACACAAUAUUCCUAAAGGAUAUAACGCUGAAGUAUAUCAAGACUAUUUAAAACGUAACCCACCGAAAGAUACCAACCAAAUAUACCAAAAUCACCAACCUAUGUAUCGACCCAAUUCAAAUCAGUACGGCUCUAAACCGUACCUGCCAUAUUCAAGUCGAAUAGGACCCCAUAGUAAUACAGAGCUAUUACGAAGACAGUACAACGAAAUCCAGCAAAUGAAGUUGCAACAGCAACUGCACUACCAAAAUCAAGCGCAAAUGCAUCAGCAACAGAAGUUCGCUGAGAGGCAGAUGCUACUCCAACAAAUUCAUGGCGUUCAACCACCUCCGAACUUGCAAAAUAGUAUAUACUCUGAUAGCUCUUAUAGAGACUUAGAUAGGUAUAGUAGUAAAAAUGAUUUCAAGGAGUAUAGUAGUACCGACAUACAGAAAGAUAUUGAUAGGUACGCGAAAAAUAAUGAAUUCAGAGAAAAUGAUAAACAAAACAGGCAAUACCCCGACCAGCAAUGGCAGGCCAAUCAGCAAACCGAUUCUAGAGAGCCAGAAAGAUAUAGACGACAAUCAGAAGGCGACAAAGCAAAGAGCCAGUCUCCACCCUCUGAUCAAAGCCAAAAGAGUAAUGUUGGUAUCGUUUCACCUAUGAAAUCCAGCGAGUCCAGUAGUCCAAGUGUAAAAUCGCCUUCUUCAGAAAGCAGAAGGAGUAGCGGUGGGACGCAGGCUUUACGGUCGCCGAUAGCACACCGAUUGCCUUCUGCCCCAGUAACCAUGGCCGGUAUUCUGUACAAGCAGGGGUCGGACGGACUAAAAGUUUGGAGAAAGAGGUGGUUUGUCUUGUCGGAAUACUGCUUAUUUUAUUACAAAAGUCACGAUGAAGAGAAGCUCCUAGGAUCUGUGCUUCUCCCUUCAUAUAAAGUAUCAGCCUGUACCACCGAGGAUAAAGUACUGCGGAAAUUCGCUUUCAAGCUAGAGCAUGCGAAUAUGCGUACUUAUAUACUCUGCGCUCCUGACCAGGAGGCCAUGAUGAAGUGGGUGAAGGCGCUGACCAUGGCGGCGCUCAUGCAGAGCCCCAAUGACCAGCCACAAAAGCAGAGCGAACGGGCAGCUGCAAAAACAGAGGAGGAUGAAGUUCCUGGGCCCACUUAUGCCAAUGCUCCACCAAAGCCACGACGCUCAAAUGAAGGAUACAACUCGCCGAGUUCUGAUAUAUAUGAUCCAAACUACGACCUACUCAAACAGCCAGCAUCACACUACAGCCAAGGCACUAGUCACACACGCUACCAGGAACACAACUACCCGAGCAGUCCAAAUCAAGAGAGCAUAUACACUCGGAGCCCACAGUCGCCCCCGGCGCCGCCGCAGUACCCGACGAAACGACCAUACGACACCCACCACCUGUCUCUGCCUCUGACAAACACCGUUACCGACAGAUUAGAAAACAAUCAACCUAGCACCUCAACAUCCAUGUAUAAGACCACACCUAAUUCUCCUUACUUUGAUACUAGGACCAGAACGCAACAAGAGCCUAAACAAGAGCAAAUAUACGAUCGACAGCCCCAGUCUAAUCCUUUCCUGCAAGAUACGACACCGCAAACAGAAAGUUCUAGAGACUUUGAUGUACAAAAUAAGAAUAGUCGUAAUUAUGAACAAGAAAGGGCCCCAUCGAAAACAAAUGAUACGUACCCAGAAACGCGAUUAAAUAGUUCAAAUGUGGAUAUGGGGCAAUAUAGUCGAGAUGUUUAUGGAGAGUUGAAUGCAAGACCCAGUAGGUCAGGAAGUGCAAUGAAUGAACGCUUAUUAAUAGAGAGGCGAACACCCGAUGCAUACGGCCGGUCUACCACUAUGUCCGCAUACAGUAAAGAUAAAGUCAGUGACUACGAAGACGUGUAUGCUACAUAUGCUACCGAAAAUGAUUAUGGUCAAAGUUAUGCUAAGUCUCCAAAUAUCUUGCGAGAUGCGUCAAAUUUAUCUAGUCAACCCCAGCCGCAAAUCCAAGACCCUAUUGGAAAUUAUACUCAAGAAAAAUCUUUUAGCGGCCCUUCAGUCUUACGUAGGAAAAAAAUGCAAUCGAGUGGGAUCCAGCCCCAGAUGCCAAGACCCCAUAGCGCAGACUUUCUUGAAUAUGAGUCAAAGAAUGAAAUGCUGAAUAGAUCCGUGGCCAACAGAACUGCCGGUAAUUUACCGAGACAGCCACAAAGGCCUAAAUCUAGUUUAGAUAUUAACUCGUCGUAUGACCCUAGUUCAGAUAGGUAUUAUUCAGAAGAAAGUUACGCGGAAAAAAUGCGCCAAAGUGCUCAAUAUUUACAGCAAGGGUUAGGACCCCGAAACAUCCAAAUUCCUUUAGCUAAAUAUGCGAGUGGCUUGGCAGAAAAACAACUGCAUUCUCCAUACUCACACACCACGAACAAUAAUUAUGAAACAGAAUUUGGAAGUCCUAGGAAUAAUGGUGACAACUUAAGUAACCAUUUGAAAUACAACGAAGCGUUGAAUUCAAACUGGACGUUAAAGAAUAAAGAUCCUAAAGAAUACCUCAAUAGAAGUGGAAGUGUAAUGAGUGAUGGCUCUAACAUAAGUGGCUACGCGAAGGGUAUUAGUAGAGUGGAUACAAACGUUGAAGGAUUUAUGAGAUCCGCAAGUGCACGAUUACCCUCAACAGGACCUGAACGAGAGGGCGAAAAGAAAGUACAACAGCGAGAAGAAUCAAUGAAGCGAUUACUGGAAUGGAAACAGCGAAUGUUACAGUCACCUUUAACACGGAAAAGUACUCCAGCCACUAUCUCUCUCGCCCGAUCUCUAAAUCAGAGUCGGCAGUCGUUAAAAGACUAUAAAUCGAAGACCUACGCUAAUGCGUCAUAUAACAGCUAUUCUUCCGAUGAUGAAGAAGACACAUCGGGUACUGAACUGCAAAAACUGAGAAAUAUGCAGGCAGGAAGGUCCCAAAAAGAAAAUCUUAUAAGUCCCAUCGUAGCUGAGCCUAUAUCCCCGCACGCACCCCUGACCGUAAAAGCAACUGGGCUUCUAGGAGAAAAUGCCGAAGAAAAUAUUAACGCAAAAACAACAGAAAAUGAAUAUGAAAAUGUUCGUACUAUAUCGACCCCGGAAGUUGUCACACAAUGUGAGAAUAAUAUUUCUUUAAGCAAUAAUGAAGAUACUAGACAUGCUGUUGAUAUAUUAGACAUUGAAGCAAGUGAUAAACCUGAUGAAGAAGAUGGUUACGAGACACAUGAGAGUGAGGCGGAAUCUGAAACACAAAUUGAGUAUACCGAUAAUGAUUUAGACGAGGUACUAUUAGAAGCAGAGGUUGAGAAGGUUGAUGAUGAGAAAUGUAAUGAUAAAAAUACAAAAAAUGUACUUGACGAGAAUGAGUCAACUAUGUCUAAAGAAAACUGUCAAAAUAAGUCUGAAACUCCACCUAUACAAACUAUAGGUGAAGAGCAUUAUUUGCCAAUGAGUCCACGGAAGGUGUCCACUGUGGAACCUGCGCAUAAAGUUAUUAUUCAAAACUUGAGCGUUUUUGAUCAGACAAUGCCUCAAUGCUAUGAGGAUAAUCCGUAUGUUGAAAUGAACUUGGGGAACGACGAUGAUGAUUUGCAAACAUACGAGGUUGUUUGCGUUAAUAAUGGUAGAGUUGAACCUGUAUACAUGGAAUUGACGAACGUUUUAGCGAAUGAAACAAAUUCCUCUGAUACAACUACAGAUACGGUGACAGUGAGAAGAGCUUCGUUAGAUACUGCAUCUAAUUUUGCUGAUACCAAAGAUCACACAUUGAAAAGGGUUUCAAAAGCCGAUAAAUUACUAAAAGAAUCGUUAAAGUCUGGGGAUAAACAAAAUUAUUGCUCAGAUGCAGACGAUGAAGCGUCGAAAGAAAUAUCAUUAGACAGCCCUUUCAGUAGAUUCAGUAUAUCAGAUACAUUUAGACCCGCUUCGUAUUAUUUGAGUAGUAGCAGUAGUAACAUAUUAGAUCCUCAAGAUAGUUCUGAUAGCGAAAUAUUUCCGCCGCCACCAGUUCCAAAUUCAUCUCCUCCGUGCGAUGAGCUAUCCGAAGAAGCUCUGUCAAAAUACAUUUUGGAUAAAUUAGAUCAGUCAGAUAUGUCUCAAGACAAUUCAAUACUAAAAAUGUUGACCAGUGAAAAUCAAAAAAUGAACACAGCGAAGAGAAGGACAACGUCUUUAAUGAUAUAUGGAAGUCGAACCUCUAUUCAUGACACACUCUCUAGGGGUGAGAAAGCGCGAAGUUGCAGGGCUAGCUUGACACUUGAGAGAAAUAAAGCAAAUGAUUCUCAAAGUAAUGUUUUAAGAAAUUCAAUACUUGAACGACAAAAUUCUAGUAGUAUAGAAUCCGACUCCCUAAAAAGCUACAAUGCCGACAGAGGCUCGUCAAGAUUAUCAUUAGAAUCUGAUAUUAGUAGCAAAUUUGAAAUGACACCAUCAAAUAAUUCAUCAGAAGUUGCAAGUUUAAAUGGAAGUGAAUCUGCAAUAGAAUUACGGCAUUCUAAUUCGUACAGAGAUUUAGAAAUAAUGAUGAAAAGAAGACCUCUAUCAGAUGAUUCGUUAUUUGAAUUAGAAGGACCUGGAAUACACACUCAUAAUGAAUGCGCAUCAAAUAUAGAUUUAGAUCGAUACUUAGAUAAUUUGCAACCUAGUCCCAGUAAUUGUAGUUUUAGCAACGGUAAUAAUCGAAGUUGUUCGUUGAAUAAUACGGAUGAGCAGUGCAAUAUUAGUAAAGAUAACCUCAAUCAAGUAGUUAACUUACCAAGUAGACUACAUACACGAUGUUCCAGUACACCAGUGGCUAGUACGAACAAAAAAUGUCAUAUGCAUUUGUUGGAUACUCAUACUUCGUGUAGCUCAGAGGAGAUGCCGAAAUCCCAAAUAUCCUAUUACUGCAAAGAUUACGACGAGGAAAAAACUCUUGCCAAAAAUUUGAAUAAAGAUGUGUCAUGUGAUAAAAUAAAGGACUUUGAAUGUGAGAAACUACCACUAAUGGUGGGGGUGGAUACUAACGCUUCCUCUAGUACUACUGGUUUUCAUAGUAGAGAAAGCUCUACGGAACACAGUGCUCCUUACUACUAUUCAGACCUCUCUUCUCAGGAGCACAUUAACGUACUUCCAACAUCUCAUUACUUAAAAAAUACUAAUCUCCAUCGGAAGCUAAAUAAUCAACGCCGAAGAGGUCCCCUUCACAAGAAAAACGAAAUUUCACAUAUACAUAAUCCUAUACGCAAAGGUCAAGCAUUUGUCGCUGAUCACAAUUUUGAAUUAGCAGCAACAGCAAGAAGUGUGUCCGUUGAAUUUUUAAGUGCAGCAGAUAAAGACCCUGAAAUAGAUUUAAAGAAUAUUUAUGAAUCGUCAGGUGGAAAACAUUCUAAAAUUCCGGAAUCGUUAUCAUUGAUGUCUGAAAUAAGCUGUAAAAGAAUUUCCGGUAACAACGUUUUGGAUAGUUCUUCUCCAGAGUCCAAUAAUGAAAAUCAUAGCACUUUAAACAUAAGUUCUCCAGUACAAGUUUCAACUGCGAGUAUGUCGUCACACUGCAGUGGUACAUCUUCUAAUACAGUUUAUUAUGAUGCAGAGGCAGAAGCGAAUGCUUAUGAAAAUAUCAUGUGCCAAGGAGAAAAACACUGGGAAGAAGAUUCUUUAUGGAGGGAUAACUUAAGAAGAGUAUCACACAGACAUGCUAGAUCCAUGGAUGACUUGGAUACGGUUACAACGGAAUCAACUUUAACGCCUACCGGACGAACUAGUGUCGACGUUUGCGCCAUGAAUAGUAUUAAACGAAUAAAAAGAGAUGGAGUCAAAAAAAUAAGUCGUAAUGUGACCUAUGUUAACUGUGAUAUUCAAAACCAAGUUAUAAGGCGUAGAGAAAAUAAUAUUAAUAAUAUUUGUCUUGAGGAGCAAGAUAAAGUUGGUGAUAACGAUGUGUAUGUUAGUUUGGCGCAAAAUACUGGCACGUCGUCACUAGAACCGUCCGACGAAGGAGUUUAUGAACAACUCUCUGUGGAAUCAUUAAGUAACCUACUUACAUCUCCAAAGACCGUUAGUUGUAAGGUUGCCAGUAAGGGUAAAAAGAAGUUUGAGAUUGAUAGGGAAAAGCUUCGGCAAUGGGAUUUAAUGUCAAGUGGGCUUAUGAAAGGCGGGAUGGGUCGUGUGCGGGGAGUGGGCGGGCGCGCGGGCGCAGGGGACGCGCUGUGUAGCACGGACAGUGGGGCUGACAGUGCAAGCAAUGAAGGUAUCCUCUAGCACUCUGCUCCCAAAUGGUACCUUAUCUUCAAUGACAAUCACUGGCAAUAAUAUGGAAUCGGGAACAAAUAAUUCGAAUCAACAAACGUUGUCCAAAAAAGCUUUCCUCGGAAGUAAUACAUCUAUUGGAAGAAGUAAUAGAGAUAGUAAUAUACC
Messenger RNA from Leguminivora glycinivorella, 7317 nucleotides. RefSeq lists its product as uncharacterized. The transcript has 10 exons. The coding region runs from base 556 to 7161 and encodes 2201 amino acids. The record is from RefSeq and is a predicted model, not a curated record. NCBI's taxonomy places the organism in Eukaryota, Metazoa, Arthropoda, Insecta, Lepidoptera, Tortricidae.